Messenger RNA from Thamnophis elegans (Western terrestrial garter snake), 2213 nucleotides. RefSeq names its product mannose-6-phosphate receptor, cation dependent (gene M6PR). NCBI's taxonomy places the organism in Eukaryota, Metazoa, Chordata, Lepidosauria, Squamata, Natricidae. The record is from RefSeq and is a predicted model, not a curated record. Gene Ontology annotation, molecular function: protein domain specific binding. Gene Ontology annotation, cellular component: trans-Golgi network; endosome; Golgi apparatus. Gene Ontology annotation, biological process: protein targeting to lysosome.
CAUUGGUUCCGGUAUCCGGAAAGCCUCGAGGUUGAGCGCAGGUUGCUCCUCGCUGGGUUCCGGUUUCCUCUCCAGAAUGUUCCUGGUUCCUGCUUUCUGCCAUGCUGUGAUACUAGCCAUUAUAAUCACUGUGAUGGCACAAGAAAAGACGUGUGACCUUCUUGGGGAACGGGAACAAGAAUCCUCAAAAGAAUUAGCAUUGAUGAACAGAUUGAAGCCACUUUUCAAUCAAAGUUUUGAAACAGAAAGCAAGACUAAUGAGGGCCACUACAUUUACAGACUGAGGAUAUGUCGGGAAGUCUUCCACAAUAUGUCCAAUUCUGGCCUGGUGCAGAUCAGUAAGACAGACAACAAACAAAAAGUAAUAGGACGAAUCAAUGAGACCCACCUUGCAAAUGGAACUACCUGGAUUAUGCUGAUCUAUCAGGGUGGCGAUCCCUAUGAAGGUCAUUGUACAAAGGAACCCAGGAAAGCUUUAGUAAUGAUUAUCUGCAACCGAACAACAUUAGCAGCUCGUUUCACCAUGGUGGCAGAGGAGAGGGAGAAGAUAAAGCAAUGUUCCUACGUUUUAGUUGGAGAGCAGCUUGGCUGUCCUCCGGAGAAUUGCACCCAAAAUGCACACCAUCACCGUAUUGGCUCUAUACUGCUUAUCACAUUUUCCUCACUGAUUGCAGUUUACAUUAUUGGAGGAUUCCUCUACCAGCGUCUAAUAGUAGGAGCAAAGGGCAUGGAGCAGUUUCCCCAUUUUGCUUUCUGGCAAGAUCUUGGCAAUCUAGUAGCUGAUGGCUGUGAUUUCAUGUGCCGAUCUAAACCACAGAAUGUGCCAGCUGCAUAUCGUGGUGCUGGUGAUGACCAGCUUGGAGAGGAAUCAGAAGAGCAAGAUGACCACUUGCUGCCCAUGUGAUCUGCACCUUUUAUUUGUGUACAGUUCUUACACAAAUGGCAUCCAGUUUUCUCCUCAUCUAAUUGUCCUUUUAAGCCACUUGCUUUCAUUAUUCUGCACACUAUUUUUCAUAUUUGUGAUAUAAAUAAAUUCUGUGCAAGAUUUAUGAACUUGAAGCUGUACUAAGGAGUUUUGGACUGACUGCUCAGAACCAUUUUCCAAAAGGGAAGGAUCGUGUUACAGUGUGAAAGAAAUAAUCCAUGGAAGAGGAAAGGGUUUGAAAUAAUACUAAAAGGUUUUGAGCUACAGUGACUGAAUGUACAUAUUUCCUACAGGCUUUUACUCUUCAAAAACACUGGAUUAUAAUUUUCAAUUAUGCAGUUACAUAAUUUUAUGUAUAACUCAGUGAAGCUUGUCCUUGCUUUUUCAAAUCUGUGGAGACACACUAGACCAAAUGGAAAUAUCUAUAUUUUCUUAACAAAGGAGAAUCGUCCGUUAAGGGGAGGGGAAUGUUAGCUAGAAAGGAUAUUUAAAUGGUCUAAAUUUAAAUGGCAAUAUUUUAAAACAGAUUUAAAAGAGCAGACUAAUAAUAACUAACACUGCUGUUUUAAACACAUUCUGCUUAAAAGCUGGUCUUUCAUCUUUCAUUACAAAUAGGACAGUGCCAGUAGUUGCAAAUUAUAUAGAGUCCCAACAAUGAAAAAAGACAGGGUAGGAAACCUCAAAAUCUGUGUGGACAAUGUUUUCUGGUUUGGUUGAAACUAUUUUAGUAUUUGGACUAAAUAUUUUUAAAAUUGGUGAAUGUCAAUACUUAUAUAUUUAUGUUUAUAAGUAUGAAUAGUGUCAAAAUUUCUCUCUCUCUCUCCCUCCCUCCAUAUAUAUGGAUGACAGGUCUGUUUGCUUCAGGGAUUUGCUUCCUUUUCUUUGGUGCAUGUUGUACUGUUUCUUAACGACAAUUCUCAAAAUUGCAUUUAAAAUGCAGUUAGGACUCCUGAAUUCACUUGAACUUGCUGGGAAUAUUAGCUUUGGGGGAAAUGAGGGGAAAUAAAUAGUUACAUCUUUACUUGGUCUCUUCCUAAUGGAAUUGGUGGAUCUAAGUGGGAGUAAAUCUCCAGGUAUAUCUAUAGGCUAUAUCUAUUCUUACUCCUUUUACAAAGAAGUACUAUAGCUGAGAUAAGAUUUGAGACAUAGUAUAGCCCUCUUUGCCAGGCUCUUUUAUAAGAGAAAAGAAAUGGGGCAUUACUUAUGUCAUUUUUUCAUAGUAAAGUUUAAAAGAUUUUGUAUUAAAGAGAUGCAACUUUAACAUUAAAAAUGACUUGAAAUUUCAAAA